GAAAUCGCCGGAGAGAUCAGUCUGACGCCUUUCAGACAAAGUCUAAAACACAUGAUAGACACUCCAGAGGCAAAACACGAAAUAAAUGUUGAAACUGUUCCACUGGAAGAGCCUGCUCCCUCUGUGUUUGAAAUGAUCAAGAAACGAGUAACAUUGCAUGAUAUCACACCGGACAUGUGGAAUGAAGUCGACCAGGAUAUGAUUUGGCAAUUCAUAGAAGACCCUUCGGUCCAUGUGCUCAUUAUCUAUAAGGACCCCCUCAACGGUAUCAUCAUCGAACACUGCAUCCGAACCGCAUUCAAUGCCAAACAGCUGUGUUACUUCAUUAAAACACCACGCACCAAGGAGGUGACAUCAGAAAACUUCCUCAACGUCAUCCAAUAUGGCAGCGUGAAAGGACCGUCGUUUCUGGAAAGCCUGCUACGAAUGCUGUCUGGAGUUUUUGCACCUUUGUUCUUUGAAAACACCACUUGGCCUGAUAGCAUCAAAAAUGAUUUCUUUGCCCAGCUCCACAAAUUUCUGGCCACUUUGACAGAUACUCACUGGAAGCUGGAAGAUAAAACAGUUUUGUAUAUUCCCAAAGAAAAUCUGAAUAUUCCCAUUGAAAUUGCUUCCAGGCAUAAAGAAUUUGUACAAAGAUUGGAAAGUAAUUAUCAAUUAUCAUUAACUUCUUGUUGUUCUUUUAUUGUUCUUAGCAAUGAGAUUAUCCAUCAGUGCUGUAAAGCCAUUAAUCUUGACCGGAUAUUUGAAGGCUACAUAAAGAGCGGUUCGCAAACCCUCGUCGACUGCAUUGAAUGUUGUGAAAAAUGGAGGGAGAAAUACGAUAUGACAUCAGCCUUACACAACAAGUUCUCCCCUAAAGGCUGGGUUCUUGACCUGACAAGCAUAUUCGCCCAAAUCGAUGCUUUUAUGCAGCGUUGCAAGGAUCUGUUGGAGGUCUGUGAUACACAGGUCCAUUUUGCUAGGAUGGAAGAAGGUAAACAAAUUGAAAUGCCCCACUUUGGUGGCCAGCGAGGACCAGACAUCACUCGAGGCAUUUUAGAAAUCGAACAUGCACACCAGAAAUAUCUCUCCCAGUUGCGAUCCAUGCAGAAAAGUAUUUUAGACAUCAAAUCUACAAGUUGGCACGAUGACUUCAAUAGAUAUGAUACACAUUCUCAACUUUUCCUGUCUAAUCACCAGAGUAACUUGGGACUUAUGAAGGGAGAGCUUUGUAUUACUCAGAAUAAUAUCCGCAGAACCAUUGACAAGAAGACCAGGUCAACAUUUACUGUAUUCAGUGAGGAAAUGAAUACAGUGAAGAAGGAACUCACCCUUAAGUCACCCUACAUUUUGAAAACCCAUCCAAAGUACUCUGGAUCUGCUUGCUGGUUAAAGACCCUCAAAGCAAGAAUUGACCUCAAUAUGAAGGUGAUAGAGAAGGCUUACUUCCUGAAUCAAACCAGCUUUAGUGAUAUUACUAAGAAUUAUCACCAACUCAUCUCAGCUCUAGAUGAAAACAUCAGAAAAUAUUUUAAUGAAUGGAAUUUAAACUUAGACAAGGAUCCACUCACAUACUUAGAUCUUCCUUUGAUGCAAAAAACUAUAGAAGACGAUGUUCCAGUUUUGCACCUGAAUUUUAACAAGGCGUUACUGAAAAUGUUGAGUGAGAUUCAUUACUGGGAGUACCUUAUGUUUGAAAUACCUUACUAUGCUGCCAGAGUGUACUCAAAACAGAAAGAGUUACGAGAUCGCCGUGAACAUGUACUGCUUGUUGUCAGAGAUUACAACAGGAUCAUCAAUUCACUGAAUCAAAACGAGCGAGGCCUAUUUAAAGAACGCAUCAAGUUUUUGGACAAGAAAAUUUCUCCGGGCCUCAGUAAGCUGACCUGGAAUUCCAAAGGAACGACCGAUUCUUUCAUCACAGAAUGCCGAAACACUGCCGAGAAGAUCCAACUGAAGAUUGAUUGCUUCAAGGCCGACAACUUGAAGAUUGCAAUGAGCUGUGUGCAAAUCAGUGAGAUGUUGCUCACAGACAUCGACUCUCGGAAGGUUUACAAAGAAUUAGAAUUCGGUGCUCAUCAGGAACAGCACCGGCUGAGGACACUUGCUAAAUUGAUCGACAUCCACCAAGAAAUCCUCUCCAUCAUAGACAAACAGUUCGAAACAUUCAAGAACGAUGGCUCCGAGGUUUACAACUAUUGGUUCAUUCAUAUUAACAAUCUGGACCGGAUGAUAGAAGAAGCCUUCCGUUUGAACAUCAAGUACUCCUUGCAGACCAUCUCGAAAGCAAUCAACAUUGACACCAAAGCAGCACCAAACCCGCUCUUCAGUGUAGAAGUCAUUCUUCGUAAUGACACUAUCCACUUCUCACCAAGCAUCGAGGAAUUGGAUAACAUGGUGUACUAUGUGGGAAAGGAUAUGGUAACAUCACUAAGCCAGAUACCACGUCUUAUUGAAAAGUACCCCAAAGAAGGAGUAACAAAAUUGUGUAUAUCUGAAGAAAUUUCAACAAAUGAUGAAAUCAAGAAAAUCAAGAACCUCAUUGCAACCGGAAUGAAGACCAAUGCUAGCAAACUUUGGAACUAUCGCCAGACCUGGGAGGAAGAAAAGGUCUUGUGGGAGAUUGACAAAGAAUCCUUCAUAACAAGAUACAAAAAGUCACAGCCGUCUGUAUCAAAGUUUGAUGGAGAUAUCGGCAGAUACACUGAAAAGGCAAACAAUAUCCAAAGCAAAGAGACGGUUAUUAACAUAGACUUUGUCGUCCUCAAUUGUACUCCGCUGAAAGCUGCCAUCCAGGGCCAUUGUAUAGAAUGGCAGAAUAAACUGACUGGUCUUCUUUUGGAAUUGGCCACAACUGAACUCACAACUCUUGAUAGCUAUAUUAAAACGAAUACUAAGCUUGUAUGCAAGACCCCUCAGACACUGGAUGAACUGAAGGAAAGCCUGAAACUGUGGGAGGUGCUGAAUGCUGAACAGGGCAAAAUCGAAGCCCGCUUUCAGCCCCUGAUGGAGCAGUUUGCAAUCCUCAACAAAUAUGAAGUACCAAUUGCAGAAGAGUCGACCAUCAUGUUACAUGAACUGAAGGAUCAGUGGAACACCUUUAAACUAACACUGGAGACAAGUGACUUCCUCCUGAAAAAAUCCAAGGACCAAUUCAAAUCCAGUCUGAUGAAUCAGUCAGAAGGCUUCAAGAAACAAGUGACCCACCUGUUAGAGGAAUUCCAACAGAAAGGACCGUUUUCUAGUGAAAUAGCUUGCGAUGUUGCUUUAGAAACUUUAGCUAAUUUCAGAGAAAAUGUCAACAUUUUGAAGUUCCAAGAGCAAGUUUUACGAAGUGGCCUGAACAUGUUCAAAGUUGAUCUUCCUCCAUCUAAAGAAAUUAUGCUGUUAGAAAAGGAACUGGAAUUAAUAGAGACAAUCUGGAUAAUCACCAGAGACUGGGAAACGAACUGGAAUGUAUGGAAAGUGUCUAAGUUUACUGAGAUCCAAACUGAAGAAAUAGAAACUUUUUCUUUGAAUGUGUCACGGAAACUGAACAAAUUGAGUCGAGACUUAAAGGACAGGCACUGGUCUGUUCUGGAAGCCAGUAAAGUCAAAGUAGACACCUUUAAACGAACUAUGCCAUUAAUUCAAGAUCUGAAGAAUCCUGCAAUGCGUCCUCGUCAUUGGGAACAAAUAAGUGUUGAAAUUCAGCGCCACUUUGACUACACCUCAGAAGAUUUCACUUUGGAGAAAAUCAUUGAACUGGGUUUCGAUCAGUAUGCUGAUUUUAUCAAUGGUGUUUCAAGUGCUGCCAAGAAGGAAUUGUUCAUUGAACAGAGUUUGGUUGCAAUCAAGGGCACUUGGGAAAUAACGGAUAUCGACAUGGCUCCUUUCAAGGCUUUAUAUAAGAUCAAUUUUGUUAUGUCUCGUAAUAUAUUCCUUGGUGAGGAUAUCAGAAAACAAUUACCAAGAGAAUCAGAAGACUUCGAUGACAUCAACAACAAGUGGAAGGCUAUUAUGAUACGAAUAAACAAGGAGAGGAAUGCUUUAAAAGCGACCCUCCAUCCUGGUUUGUACGAUCAGCUGAAUGCUAUGAAUUUCAAAUUGGAAAGCAUCCAGAAGUCCCUCGAUAUGUAUUUAGAAACAAAGCGACAGAUAUUCCCCCGUUUUUACUUCCUGUCCAAUGACGAUUUGUUGGAGAUCUUGGGCCAGGCAAGAAACCCGGAGGCGGUCCAACCACAUCUAAAAAAGUGCUUUGACAAUAUUAAGUCUCUGACAAUUAAUCGUCCAAGUUCACAAAGAUAUGAAGCUGUUGCUAUGAAUUCUUCUGAAGGAGAAUGUGUCGAAUUCAAACCCCAAGGAACCGUAAUUGAAGGGCCAGUUGAGGCUUGGCUCAGCGACAUAGAAAAAACGAUGAGGUAUACAUUAAAAGAAGUCUUAAUUACCACCCGGAAUGCCUUGAAGAAACAACUAAAUAAACGAGACAAAUGGAUUAGAGACUAUUGCGGACAAAUGACCAUAGUGGCCAGUCAGAUCCAGUGGACUGGCGAUGUGACGAAAGCUCUCUUGAAGGUCAAGGAACGUGGAGACAAGAAAGCUUUGAAAAUGCUCAAGAAGAAACAGGUGGUCAUGCUAAACAAGUAUGCAGAAUUAGCCAGGAAACCAGACAAAGGCUACCAGCGGAUGAAGCUGGUGUCUCUGAUAACCAUUGAAGUCCAUAGUCGUGACAUCAUUGAGAAACUCCUCAAGACUGGCUGCAACGAUGCCAAUGCUUUUGAAUGGAUAAGUCAGUUAAGACUCUACUGGGACAAGGAGCUGAAUGACUGUAUCGUCCGCCAAACCAACACACAAUUCCUCUAUGGCUAUGAAUACCUGGGCAACUCCGGCAGGCUUGUAAUCACCCCACUCACCGACCGCUGCUACAUGACAUUAACAACAGCCCUGCAUCUUCACCGUGGAGGAAGCCCAAAGGGGCCAGCUGGCACCGGGAAAACAGAGACAACAAAAGACCUGGGAAAGGCCCUAGGAAAUUAUGUGAUUGUGGUAAACUGUUCUGAAGGUUUGGAUUAUAAAUCAAUGGGUCGGAUGUUUUCUGGCCUUGCACAGACGGGUGCCUGGGGCUGUUUUGAUGAAUUCAACAGAAUCAACAUUGAAGUAUUGUCUGUUGUGGCCCAACAGAUUUUGUCUAUUUUGACUGCCCUUCAUUCUGGGGCUAUGCAGUUUCUCUUUGAAGGACGUGAGAUCAAUCUGGUGUGGUCUUGUGGUAUUUUUAUCACCAUGAAUCCAGGUUAUGCUGGCCGAACAGAGCUUCCAGACAAUUUGAAAUCAAUGUUUCGCCCCAUUGCAAUGGUCGUACCAGAUUCCAACAUGAUUGCUGAAAUAAUCCUCUUUGGUGAAGGAUUUAGUAACACAAAGAUUUUACUGUUGUCUUUGAAAGACAUGAACAUUGCCAAAUUAACCUCAGUUGAUCUUCCAUUGUUUAAUGGGAUCAUGUCCGACCUUUUCCCUGGUGUUGAACCUCCAAUCAUGGAAGACGAUAAGUUUAAAGCCAACAUCAAAAGCGAACUUAUUGAAAGCAAUCUUUUGCCGAAUGCCCACACCAUUGUGAAAGUGAUUCAGCUGGGAGAGACCAAAGACUCUCGCCAUUCCACUAUGAUAGUCGGGAAGACUCAGUCUGGGAAAACAGUGACCUGGAAGAUUCUGCAAGCAGCCAAAAACAGGGACUCUCCCCAGCUGCAAGUAAAGGAGUAUCCACUGAACCCAAAAGCCCUGUCUCUUGGAGAACUCUACGGAGAGUUUGACUUGAGUUCCAAUGAAUGGUCUGAUGGCGUGCUCUCUUCAAUCAUGAGGCAGACAUGUUCAGAUGAGAAGAAAGAUGAAAAAUGGAUUAUAUUCGAUGGUCCUGUGGAUACUUUAUGGAUUGAGAGUAUGAACUCUGUCAUGGAUGACAACAAGGUGUUGACCUUAAUUAACGGGGAGAGAAUUGGCAUGCCAGAACAGGUUUCUCUGCUGUUUGAAGUUGAAGAUCUUGCCAUGGCUUCCCCAGCAACUGUGUCACGUUGUGGAAUGGUCUAUACUGACUACAAUGACCUAGGAUGGGAACCAUACGUCGAGUGUUGGAUAAACGGCAAAAAAAAUAAAGAAUUGGUUGAAGAAAUAAGACGCCUGAUUGCCAAAUAUUUGGUCAAAAUGUUAACCUUUAAGAGAGAUAAUUGCAAAGAACUGGUCCCAACUGCUGAACUGAAUGGAGUAGUUUCUCUAUGCAAAUUGUUUGAUUGCUUUGCCACAGCAGAGAAUGGGGUUGAUUUUGGAAACGAUCCUGACAAUUUUUCAAAGAUCGUAGAGCUCUGGUUCCAGUUUUGCAUGAUAUGGUCAAUCUGUUGUUCUGUAGAUGAAGAUGGACGUAAAAAAAUUGAUACUUACAUCAGAGAGAUGGAAGGAACCUUCCCUACUAAAGACAGCAUUUAUGAAUAUUUUGUGGAUUCCAAAAAUAAAAGUUGGGUCCACUGGGAAGAGAAACUGAAGAAAGGAUGGCGCUAUAACCCAUCUGUGCCAUUUUACAAGCUAGUGGUGCCGACCGUUGAUACCGUCCGCUACCAAUAUCUGGUAUCGCAUCUGAUUUAUUCCAUGAUACCAGUGUUGUUGGUGGGACCAGUCGGCACCGGUAAGACUUCGGUGGCAGGCAACACCAUUACUCUCCUGGACACAAAGAUUUAUAAUGUUCUUACUGUCUAUAUGUCUGCUCAGACAACAUCCAAUAACAUCCAAGACAUCAUUGAGAGUCGAGUUGAGAAACGUACGAAAGGAGUGUACGUACCUGUGGGCGGCAAAAAACUCAUCACCUUCCUUGACGACUUCAACAUGCCAGCAAAGGACUUGUAUGGAUCUCAACCACCUCUGGAACUCAUUCGACUCUGGCUCGACUAUGCUUUCUGGUACGACCGUAAUAAGCAAACGCCCAAACACAUCAAGGGUAUGUUACUGGUGGCAGCAAUGGGUCCUCCUGGAGGUGGAAGAAUGGUCAUUUCAAAACGACUUCAAAGUCGCUUCAAUCUCAUUAACAUGACCUUCCCAACGGAUUCUGAAGUUAUCCGUAUAUUUGGCUCAAUGAUUAACCAAAAGUUGCAAGACUUUGAAGAGGAGGUGAAGCCGAUCGGAGACGUAGUGACAAGGGCCACAGUUGAGAUUUAUACGGCUGUGGUAAAUAAAUUCCUGCCAACGCCAACCAAGAUUCAUUACCUGUUCAACUUGAGAGAUAUUUCCAGGGUAUUCCAAGGAAUGCUGCGGGCACACAAAGACUAUCAUGAUACCAAAGUGGCAAUUACUCGCUUAUGGAUCCAUGAAUGUUUUCGGUUAUUUGCAUUGCAGAACUCCAGGAGCCUAGCUCUCUCUUCAUUUCGGGAACCAGUUCCAUGGCUCCCAUGUGACUACCUAAAUGCUGACCUGGUUUACGAAGACAUCCAAGACAUGUCAUCUUUAAAGAAACAAGUCCAAGAAUUGUUGUUUGAAUAUAACCACACUCCCGGCGUCGUACCUAUGGACCUGGUAUUAUUCCGAGAUGCUAUUGAGCAUGUGUCGAAGAUUGUGAGAGUGAUUCGACAGCCUCGUGGAAAUAUGCUUCUGGUUGGCAUUGGAGGAAGUGGACGGCAGAGCCUCACUCGAUUGGCCAGCAGUAUUUGUGAAUACACUCUUUUUGCAAUUGAGGUCACGAAACAUUAUCGGAAAUCAGAAUUCAGAGAAGAUCCUACCAUACAUCUCCAUUGCCCUCACCCACAUGCACAAGGAUUUUGCGGCACCGGACACACGACCAAUAAUAUCAGGAGUGAAGUCUGCUUGGGAAACGUGAAGAAUGCCCUGUCAGAUUUGGCCAAAAAAGAAGGUUUGGAAGACACUCCUCAAAGUAUUUUUGCUUUCCUCAUUGACCGAGUACGUACCAACCUCCAUGUGGUGAUGUGUAUGAGUCCUGUAGGAGAACCAUUCCGGAAUCGCAUUCGAAUGUACCCAGCUUUUGUCAAUUGUACAACGAUUGAUUGGUUUAGCCACUGGCCACAAGAUGCCCUUUUAGAAGUUGCUGACAAAUACCUCGUUGAUAUGAAAACUUCAAACGAAGAAGAGGAAAAACUGAAACACAACAUUGCCAAGAUGUUCUCUCAGAUACAUAAAUCAGUCUUUGACUAUUCGGCUCGAAUGACAGCUGAACUAAAGAGACACAACUAUGUGACACCAACUAAUUACUUGGAGCUUGUUUCAGGUUAUAAACUAUUGUUGCUUGAAAAAAAGAAAGAACUUGGUGAUGCUGCCAACAAACUUAAAAAUGGUCUCAGUAAAAUUGAUGAGACACGGGAGAAGGUGCAGAAAAUGUCUGUGGAAUUGGAUGAAGACAAAAUAAAAGUGGCCCAGGUACAGCAGCAAUGCGACGAGUAUUUGUCGGUGCUGUUCCAACAAAAGAAAGAAGCGGACGACCAGCAGAAGUUUGUUGCCCAGAAAAGUGAGAGAAUAUCUGAAGAAGAAAUUAAAUGCAAGCACAUGGCCGACCUUGCCCAGCAGGAUCUUAGCGAAGCUAUGCCUGCCCUUGAAGAGGCUAUGUUAGCUCUGGAAGCCCUAAACAAGAAGGAUAUUGGUGAGAUUAAAUCGUAUGGUCGGCCCCCAGCUCUUGUGGAGAAAGUAAUGGAGGCUGUGAUGAUAUUGAAGGGAAGCGAACCAAACUGGGCAGAAGCAAAACGGCAACUCGGGGACCCCAACUUCAUCAAGUCUUUGGUAAACUUCGACAAAGAUAACAUCAGCGAUCGUGUGUUGAAUAAAAUUGGUAAAUACGUUUCCCAAGCAGACUUCACUCCUGAUAUUAUUGGUCGUGUGUCCGGUGCCGCAAAAUCCUUGUGCAUGUGGGUGAGGGCAAUGGAGAUGUAUGGUAGGAUCUAUCGAGUCGUGGAAGCCAACAUGUUGGCACUGCGUAACCAAUAUGACGAAAGAAUUGCUCAGAAAGAGGAGCUGAGACUAAAGGCAGAACGUACUGAAAUGAUGUUGGACAGGGCCCAUAAACUGGUGUCUGGUUUGGCCGGAGAGAAAGUUAGGUGGGAAGAAACAGUAACAACUCUGGAAGAAUCUAUGGGUUUCCUCAUUGGUGACUGCCUCAUCGGUGCUGCUUUCCUCUCCUAUAUGGGGCCCUUCCUCUCCAACUACCGUGAUGAACUAGUUUAUAAAAUAUGGCUGAAAGCGCUGAGAAGCUUAGGGAUCCCUUGUGACCCCUGUUUCAGUUUCUGCACUUUCUUAGUCAGACCAACUCUUGUUAGACAAUGGAACAUCCAAGGCCUCCCAAGCGAUGCAUUUUCUACAGAGAAUGGAAUCAUUGUCACCAAGGGUAACCGCUGGCCAUUAAUGAUUGACCCGCAAGGACAAGCUAUUAAAUGGAUCAAACGAAUGGAAGGGAAAAAUGGAUUAAAAAUAAUUGAUCUCCAGCAAAGUGACUUUAUGCGCAAUUUGGAAAAGGCAAUUCAGUAUGGUUUACCUGUUCUCUUACAAAAUGUCCAAGAAACUCUGGACCCGUCUCUUGAUCCUAUCCUCUUUAAAUCGGUCGUAAAAAUUGGUAAUGUCCCUAUGAUAAAACUUGGUGAUAAAGAAAUUGAGUACAAUCGCAAUUUUCGGUUUUACAUAACCACAAAACUCAGCAACCCACACUACACCCCUGAAAUAUCAACCAAGACAACAAUCGUUAAUUUUGCUGUGAAAGAACAGGGUUUGGUUGCUCAGUUAUUAGGGAUCGUAGUCCGUAAAGAAAGACCAGAGCUGGAAGAACAGAAGGACUCCCUUGUACAGUCCAUUGCAGCGAAUAAGAAGAAACUCGAAGAAUGUGAAGACGAAAUAUUACGUUUGUUGAAUGAAACGAAAGGUUCUCUGUUGGAAGACGAGACUUUGGUGAACACACUGCAAACCUCCAAGUCAACAUCACAGGAAGUGACAGAACAGCUUGCAACAUCUGAACAGACAGAAGCCAAGAUUGAUAGCGCCAGGGAGGGUUAUUCUCCAUGUGCAGAACGGGCCUCAAUUUUGUUUUUUGUUCUCAAUGACCUUGGGCUUAUCGAUCCGAUGUACCAAUUCUCUCUUGACUCCUACAUCGAUCUCUUCAUAUUAUCAAUUGAAAAGAGCCAUCGCAGUACCAAGUUAGAAGAACGUAUCCAAAACCUCAACGAUUACCAUACUUUUGCCAUGUACAGGUAUGCCUGCCGAGGGUUGUUUGGAAAGCAUAAGCUUUUGUUUUCUUUCCAAACGUGUGUGAAAAUUCUUGAAGCGGCAAGCAAGAUAAACAUGGAUGAAUAUAAUUUCUUCUUGCGGGGAGGUGUGGUCAUAGACAGAGAGAACCAAAUGGACAACCCUUGCAGUGGGUGGCUUUCCGAUGCGGCGUGGGACAAUAUCACUGAACUUGACAAACUGACCAACUUCCAUGGUAUGAUAACAUCCUUUGAACAGUAUCCUAGAGACUGGCAUCUUUGGUACAUCUCGUCUGAACCAGAACAGGCCUCUCUACCAAGUGACUGGGACAAUGCCUGUAAUGAACUCCAAAGAAUGCUUAUAGUCAGGUCUCUCAGACCAGACCGAGUAGCUUUCUGCUCCACUACGUUCAUUAUUAACAACUUGGGCUCCAAGUUUGUUGAACCACCUGUCUUGGACAUGAACCAAGUACUCAGCGAAUCAUCAAAACGAACUCCAUUAAUAUUUGUACUCUCUCCAGGAGUAGAUCCUGCAAAUUAUUUAAUUCAGUUGGCUGAAACAAAAGGAAUGGGCUCUCGGUUCCAUGCAUUAUCCCUCGGUCAGGGCCAGGCGCCAAUUGCUACAAGAAUGCUACAAGAAGGUGUUCGGGAGGGCAACUGGGUUUUCCUGGCCAACUGCCACCUGUCUCUAAGUUGGAUGCCCCAACUCGAUAAACUGAUCGAACAGUUACAAACAGAUGUUGUAACCCACAGUGAAUUCCGUCUUUGGUUAAGCAGCAGCCCACAUCCUGAGUUCCCAAUUUCCAUCUUACAGGCUGGCAUCAAAAUGACAACUGAACCUCCAAAGGGUUUGAAGGCAAACAUGAAGCGACUUUACAACCAGCUGGAAAAGAAGAAAUCUGAUUAUUGUACGAAACAAGAAAAAUACAAGAAGCUACUCUUUGCUCUCUGUUAUUUCCAUUCUGUUCUGUUAGAACGGCGGAAGUUCCUGAUGCUGGGAUGGAACAUACCAUAUGAAUUCAAUGAUUCUGAUUUUGAGGUCUCAGAGAACUUGCUGAGUAUUUAUCUCCAAGAUUACGAGGAAACCCCAUGGGACGCUCUUAAAUAUUUGAUUGCUGGCAUUAAUUACGGAGGUCAUGUGACAGACGAUUACGACCGACGUCUUCUUUUUACAUACAUCAAUGAUUACUUUUGUGAUCAAGCUCUUACACAGCCAUUCUUCAAAUCUCAGGUUUUAGAUUUGGCUGCCAACAUUUACCAGCAAAUUCCUGAAGAUAUUGAUUACGAAACAACCAGAGUAAUUCUAUCAGUUGAUAUGUCUCCCCUGGCUGUUGUCUUAUUGCAAGAAAUCCAACGUUACAAUGAACUGCUAGAACAAAUGAGGUCAUCUCUGAAGGCCCUCGAGAAAGGUAUCCAAGGUCUUGUUGUGAUGACUUUUGAACUAGAAAUGAUAUUCAACUGUAUUUUUGAUGGUCGUGUCCCUCCAAGUUGGGAAAAGGCUUACCCCAGCUUAAAACCACUUUCUGCAUGGACUCGAGACCUCGUGUUCCGUAUUGAGCAGUUAAACAAGUGGGCACAAACAGCACAUCCUCCAACUAUAUUCUGGCUGUCAGGGUUCACCUUCCCGACCGGGUUUUUAACUGCAGUCCUCCAGACGUCCGCCAGGCAAAACAACAUUUCUGUCGACUUGUUGUCGUGGGAUUUUACAGUUAUGACGGUCGGGGAUUCCAAUAUCACAGGACCCCCUAAGGAUGGUGUUUAUGUGAAGGGCUUAUAUUUGCAAGGAGCAGGAUGGGACCAGAGAAAUGCCUGUCUAGUUGAAGCUUUGCCCAUUCAGUUAGUGUGUCCCAUGCCAUCAAUUCACUUUAAACCUGUAGAAAAUAAGAAAAAGAGCUUAAAAGGGAUCUACACGUGCCCUUGUUAUUAUUAUCCGAAUCGUGCUGGCACCGCUGAUCGGACGUCCUUCAUCAUACCUAUAGAUCUGAAAGCUGGAGAUAGUUCACCUGACCAUUGGACGAAAAGAGGCACAGCGCUCCUGAUGAGUCUGGAUUAUUAAGUGAGAUUAACGAGGAAUUUUUAUUACAUAACUAAUCAGUUUAUACUUAUAAAGGAUCUAAUUAUUCUUAAUUAUGGAGUGGUUGUUGCUAAAGCCCCCUCCUAAGUUGGCCCCCUUAUCAAGCAGAUUUAUGCUGAGAAGCAUUCCAGGCCGUCCAGCCAUGGCCAUAGCACUUUACUUCCAGCAUAAAGUGCACCCAGUGUUAUAUCCAAUGUGGAUUGAGGGAGAGAUUUGACUACUUUUUCUAGCAACCUUAACAACCAUGUCAAAGGCUCACCUGCUGGUUUCUGUCAUUCAUGGCUGACUGGGAUAGUUUUAAAAAAAGAAAAGCAAAAAACACGUUUUAUAAAGAGAUUUCAUAAUUUAUGAUAAUUUUGUUAAUUCCGGAGUCAUUUGCCAAGUGAAUGAAUCUGGGGUAAUGGAUGGAAUGGGUGAAAAUUACAUUAUAGUAAAGCCAGCGUGUGUGUGUGUGUAUGUGUGUUUGAUAUCUAUAAUGAUAUAUUCAAUUUGUUACUAAUAUUUUUUAAUUAUAAUAAUAUUAAUUUUAAAUAAAAGUGUUUUGCUAUAUCUAAACCUGGUCGUCUAUA
Molecule: messenger RNA, 12812 nt
Organism: Octopus bimaculoides (California two-spot octopus)
Lineage: Eukaryota; Metazoa; Mollusca; Cephalopoda; Octopoda; Octopodidae
Product: dynein axonemal heavy chain 2
Biological process (GO): microtubule-based movement
Cellular component (GO): dynein complex
Molecular function (GO): ATP hydrolysis activity; ATP binding; dynein intermediate chain binding
Source: RefSeq, a predicted model, not a curated record